UGCGUCGGUAAAGAUCUUCACUGCAUGUCAAUGGAAGCCCUUGUGCUGUUUUUCUCUGCUCAGGACAGCGAGGGGCAUCCCUCCCGGGGAGCUGAGCGGUUGACUGCUGUGCUGCGCUCCCUGAUUCACGGACCCCAGCGCUCUGGCAGGAGCCCUUCAGCCCUCCACCAGCCUCAGAGGUUUGGCCGGGAUGCCAGGGGAGCUGUGGGUGGCGAGGAGCUGGUAGAGUCUCGCGGCAGGGAGGCCAUCCCGGCACAGUUCUGGAGCCUGGCGGUGCCACAGAGAUUCGGAAAGAAGUAAACCCAAACAGGCACCAAUCCGGGAUACUUGGCAAAACAGAAAUUCAGUUCAUUCCCAAACACCCAGCUCAACACGCUGUAACCAAUAAAACUCCUCGGCUGACCCCUGUGUGUGUGUGUGUUUUGUUUGUUGUUACUCCUGUAGGGACAGUACCUGCAAACCAGUCUUCAAAGGGGAGUCCGACACCAAUGAAGAGCGGUCUGCGGGGUUG
This is a messenger RNA of Polyodon spathula (Mississippi paddlefish), 511 nucleotides long. RefSeq names its product pro-FMRFamide-related neuropeptide FF-like. Bases 25 to 300 code for a protein of 91 amino acids. Gene Ontology annotation, molecular function: neuropeptide hormone activity. Lineage: Eukaryota; Metazoa; Chordata; Actinopteri; Acipenseriformes; Polyodontidae. The transcript has 2 exons. The record is from RefSeq and is a predicted model, not a curated record.